Messenger RNA from Neodiprion fabricii, 1433 nucleotides. RefSeq lists its product as uncharacterized. Bases 73 to 531 code for a protein of 152 amino acids. NCBI's taxonomy places the organism in Eukaryota, Metazoa, Arthropoda, Insecta, Hymenoptera, Diprionidae. Gene Ontology annotation, biological process: regulation of synaptic transmission, cholinergic; sleep; positive regulation of voltage-gated potassium channel activity. The transcript is spliced from 3 exons. The record is from RefSeq and is a predicted model, not a curated record.
CGGCGAGGAAACGACGGGAGUAAAUUAUUUUUAGCUUGUGCCACCUGUAGUUCAGUUGUGCCGAAGGUAAAAAUGGGUUCGAACUGGAAGUUACUUCUGUUAUUUAUCAUCGUCCUGGCCACGUGCAUCCACGAAGGACUUGGUAUAAAAUGCUGGGUAUGCAGGUCGGAUUCUGAUCCUAAGUGUGCCGAUCCGUUUGAUAAUACAACCGUUCCAAUUACGGACUGUAAACAAGAAGAACCGCUGGAACAUUUACCGGGUGUGAGACCUACGAUGUGCAGAAAGAUCCGACAAAAAGUGAACGGAGAGUGGAGAUACUUUCGUAGCUGUGCAUGGAUGGGAGAGCCAGGUAUCGCGGGGGAUGAAAGGUUCUGUUUGAUGCGCACAGGGACCUAUAAUAUAUUCAUGGAAUAUUGCACAUGCAAUAGCAAAGACGGCUGCAACACAGGACCAUUGGUGCAUUCCAAUCAGUUUGCUGUACUGCUCGCUGCAUUUGCGACAUACUUUGCGACUUGUUUUUAUAUCAGAUAACCAAUUAGUACUUGAAAGGUAACUGCAAAGAUGAUUUAAAAGACUUGAACCACGUGUUUGAUCGUUUAUCCGUCCACUUGUACAAUAACUUAAUAAUCAUAAGGGAUAUUAACCUCCAAGGUUUUUCAUAUUAUAUAUUUUCCCAGAUAAAAUAUUUUCAUUGAUGGAAAGACCUGUUUAAUGGCCUAGAGAUGUAAUUCCGUUAAAUUUAAAUAGCAAUACAAUGGAGAUGAUAAUCUUGUACAAAUAAAAAUUAAAUAGGAACUUAAGAGUAAUUGAAAAGAGGCAGCUUAUUGAAGCAAGUGAAUUGUCACAGUAGCUGUUCAAUUUUGAACUUCUACAUAUCAAGUUUUAUAGCAAUAUUUGUCUUCAAUAAAUUAUGGCUGAAUACUUUUUUAAUUAUUUUCAUUUCUAAGGUACAUAAAUUUUCUCAAUGAACUUUUUCAAUCACCUUUUAUUAUUUAUUAUUCACUUUGUCGGGUGGAUAUCAAACCUGCUAAAGAUUCCCAUUCAUUAUAUAUAGAUGUAGAGCAAAGCUUGACGCACUGAUAAUUAUAAUGUUGCAUUUCAAAAACUAUUACUCAAUGAGAAAUUAGUGCCUCGGCUAAUUAAAUACUAUGUAUGAACUAUUCAAUAAAGUAUAACACAUAUCAAUGAUACUUGUAAGUAUAAAUACAAUAGUCUAGAAGUUGAGCAUAAUUUAUAUUAGCUCGGUGACCCAAUAUUUAUCUGUUCCGUUUCAAAUUUCUGUGACAAAUGUUUUCAAUAACUGGCCAUAAUUUUUAAUUUUGAAUUACGCUUAGAAUUAGAACAAUGAAUUUAUACAAGACGUUUUUAUAUUUUUGUACAACGCACUGAUAUUCUAAUUCAAUAAAGACGUGAAUAUAUAAUAUAAAUAGCAA